AUGGACAAAUUUCAAGCUCUUUUAAAAGCAUUAGUGCUGUAUUUGAGCCUUCUCUCGCGUUCGGUCUUUUCCGAGACUAAUACCAAGGGAGAAAUAUGUCCUCAACAUCAAGGAACAGAUCCAAACAACGUGAAUGCAAGAGUUGCGAAGUUCGCUGGCAAAGAGUAAGUAAAGUUCUUGUGUUCAUAAGCCGUAGAAAGUGAAAAUGAAGAAAUGUGAUUGCGCACAGUAUAGUGCUUUGUAAUAGAAGUUGAGCGAGACAAAAUUUUGAUUAAAAAUCAUAGCACAGGUGUUUGGCCGUGCGGAAAUGAUCAUCAAAGUCGCGAGACGCUGGAGUACGUUAAGCUUAAGUUUAUAUGAAACAAUGAAUCACUGGUUAAUUAUGACGUGUAGUAUUGUACUUUUGGUUUGCUACAUUGUGAGAGAAUUUAAAUUAUGUCCCAUUUAUCAGUUGAAUAACCAGAUUUUAAGCUGGAUCUUUGCUCAGUCUAAGGCUGGUGAUUAUGAAAUUCAUGUGGUUAAUUUGCAGUGUCACGCAACUGUAAUUCAAAGUACUUUACUGUGCAUCCUCUCAACUUCUUUUUGUUUUUUUACUCUUCUUUACUGUUACACACUGCAAGCUCAUGCUUAAUGUUCACACACUUUCUAUUCCAAAAACUACCCAGUCAAACCUAGAUGUAGCCUGCGAAGCGCAGACGCAUUUCCGGUCGUCGCUUCUCUCCCUCCGAAAAAUAGCGUCUGCGAACCCGAGCGACAAAACGAUUUCCGUGACGUAAAACAUUUUUAGCCAAUCGCGGUUUAGCUCUUAAAAUCAAGGAACUAACUCGCGAGACUUCUCGCAGGAUCGUGCGCGAUGGAUAUGUUUUCAAGUCGAAACUGAAAGGACGACGUGGCUUGUGUAUAGCCGUCCUUUUUUCUCAGAACGACGCGUUUACGAAAGUUAAUUUGCCAGGAUUGUGGGACUGAUUGACGAAAUAAGUAUCAAGAGGAUUCAUAUCGAAGAAAAGAUUAGAGGACAUUUUUCAUCUAUUUGCCUACGGAGUCAAUGAUUUAUCAGACGUAGUUGUUUUGAUCAUAUUCGAAACGAUAACUGUCCUAAUGACAGUAGACGCAUCAUGCCGUUUGUUGCUUCUGUUCCUUUCUGGUUCCUGGCAGGAAAGUAUGCCUUGGAGAACUCUUCGAUAGUUUGUCGUGUGCCGUUUUAGAUAUUUUUUAGUAGAUAUCCUUUAUCUUUGAAAGGUAGGACAUGUGGUAAUUGAUUUCCCAUGCGUGGUUGCUUCUUGGUUCAGAUAGAACUUUGAUCAGAUCGAAAGCAUUUUAUAUUUGCUCCGGUAUAUUUCUUUAAAUACAUGUUCUUUUCAAGGUUCUCAUUUCCAUAGUUUUUUGUGAGAUGAGUAGAAGCGUCGUAGCUGAAAUGUCAUUUUGACUAUGAUCUAUUUACUGCUGUAACUAUUUAUUUCACGCUGGGUCUGGCCCAGGUUUAUAAUAUUUCAGAUCAUUGUGUUGUGGCGAUACUAGAAUUAUUAACGAGCGAUUGUUAGAGAUUUCUGAAUCAGUCAAGGAUGUGUCUGUGUAAUUGAUUCACCACCUUUUGUCAGCGCUGGUUAAAUUGAAAUAAAUAAGUCUGAGCGCGAUGUCAUUAAGCUAUGUUGCUUUCCUUUCGCUGUAGCGAUUAUUUUGUCCAGGUUUUGUUUAUGUCACGUACUACCGUAUUUUAUAAAGCGAAACCAAAGGCCCACAUCACAUACAUAGCUUAAGAAGCAGUUGCUUCAUAAAGAAGUCAGCAUUCAACGUCGCAGGAAACCUUGUUAUGGUCGUGAAAUUCAUGUUCCAAAGCGUAUUUGGUAAUUCUCUCCAAAAUCCAAGACACUUCAGCACGCGAGGUCACGAGGAGUCACUCGAGCUGUAUUCUAUCCUUUGAUCUGAUUGGCCUACAUCAAAACAAAAGGUUUUACGUCACGGAAAUCGUUUUGUCGCUUGGGUUCGCAGACGCUAUUUUUCGGAGGGAGAGAAGCGACGACCAGAAAUGCGUCUGCGCUUCGCAGGCUAACCUAGAUGGAAAGAAGGUUAAAAACAUUUUAAGGUGAUAAAAGAAGUUUCAAACAUUAUAAGGUAACAGGCCAUUUCCGAGUUCCAAAAAAUCUCACUUUCUAAAAAAGGCCUAGAGCAAAACCUUUCUUGUGAAAAUGAGUUUUAUUUGCAUGAGAAUAAGCAUUCAUAUCAAUAGCUUUGCACUUAGCCUCACUCUGAAACUGAGGCUUAGGCAACUCUCAAAUGGCGUAUCCUUUAAAAAGAACGUACUCUCCAGAUUUUUUUCAAACUUGGCCUAAUUAAUAGUCAUGUAUAGGCCAUUUAAAAACUACAGUAAAAAGAUGGGGUCACCCUGCUUGUUUCUAGCCUGCGAGCAAGCUCUUCAGGGCACUCUGGCAGCGGGGCUGUAAAAAGAAGGAGAGCUUGCAACUCCAUCUCUGGAAUUUGAAUUCCACCUCCAAUUCCCCUGUGGCUACUCUUUGACUGAGCCAUCAGAUUUCCGCCAAUCAGUGCGAAGUGGAAACGAGCGCGAAUGUACACAAACAUUGAAAAACACUUGCCAAGGGUAAUGAUGUCAUUCCUAAGAUCAUCUCCACCAAUCACCAUUUCACUUUGACUUUUUUGAUGCAGAUUUUCAAAUUCCAGAGAUGUAGUUGCAAGCUUUCCUUCCUUUUCCUACCCCACUGCCAGAGUGUCCUGGAGAGCUUGCUCGCAGGCUAGCUUGUUUUUGGCCUGCAUGCCAAUUAUUCUAAGUUAUUUUUACUAAGUUUCAUCCAAAAUGUUUGAAACAUGAACAAGCUUUGAAAAUUGUUGUUUUCUUUUAUCCUCAAAAUAUAUCUUUUAUCUCCUCAAAACAAGUAAAUAACACCAAUACAAAGGGUUCACCAUACUGCUCAAGAACACACAUACCUCAACCCCAAGGUGGCUAUUGGAGAACAGUUUGAUUCUUUCUCAGUUGAUUAGUGGUGUAACAAUUAAUCGAAUUCUCAAUUAAUCGUGAUUAUGACCAUUCGAUUCGAUUCACGAUUCUUUGCUUCCAUGUUUCAAUUUUGGCUCGAUUUUUGCACACCAUUUCUAGGGUGCCCUCAGUGAGUUUUUAUGUUCUAAAAUAAGAAUCCAGAACUCUUCAAUGUGCACUUUUGAUUGACGAGCAAAGACCAUAGCAGUUUGUGUGCCAUUUUGCGUUGCCUAGUAAAAAUGCCAUCCUUCAACCUCCCCUUGAGAAUUUCCAAGUAAGGCAAACCAUGUGCGACACGCUCUUUGUCAGGUUCUCAAAUGUGGCAACGAACCAAGCGACUGUGAAUCCUCAUGUCCCUGUUGCUGUUCUCAUAUUGAGGGUUUAGGGUUGCAUGUUGUUUACAUUCCAUGUUAUUUUACGGUAUAAGGAUUAAGAAACAUUUACAUAAUCAAAUCGAAAUUGUUAAAAUCGAAAGGUAAUAAUCGAAAUCGAAUCAAAUCGCAAGGAAUAUGAACCGUUACACCCCUACAGCUGAUUAUGAUCAUUAAAAGGUGUGAUUAUCGGUCAUGGCUGGUAUACUGGACAACAGCAGUUAAGAUCGCCAGUUUUUAAUCAAAUCUAUCAUUCAGUACAGGGCUGUCAAAAAGUUUUUGAGUAGCAGGCUGAUAAUGAAUAGUAGGUGGCUUUGGAUCUUGCACCAAAGGCACAAGUUCUUGUGGCCCAAGGCAUCUAGGGACAUUUUAAAUUUUAGAGUCUCGGAAAUGGCGUUUCCAGGGGUUUUCAAGAGGUUUUUUCCACCACGGACACCAUGUUGUUUCAUCAGAAUACACGCGAGACAGGGAACAAUGCCGUCAAAUAUCCCAGGCAUUCCAUGACAUUGCUCUGGUCGAACGUUUCACAGAUCUAAACCUGUUUAAAUUUUAUUCGAAGGUGCUCAUUUUCUGUUUUUAGUUAUGGUAGAAGGAGAUGAAAGUAGCCAGCUAAGGAUAGCUAACUAGCCGGCAGUUUUGGCUGGCUAGCAGCCCUUAAUUACAGCCCUGUAGUACAGUAUAUGCUUGAUAUAACAAUUUCUAAAUAACAAAGUCUUGAGGAGAACAAACAAAAUAUUUUUCUCCCCAGUCAAAGUAUUUAUAAUGCAUUCAUGAAAAAGAACCUUGUUAUACAUGUAACAAAACCUCCUGAUGUUGAACAAAUUUUUGCCAGUCUAUUGGCUCAUCAUUAUAAUAAUAAGAAUUUAUCUGUAUCUGCUUCUGAUUAAUUUUUUAACUGAUUCAACAUACCUUUCCAUCCUUUGCAGUAUAUAUUAUGCAGAUGACGAUGACUACGAAUAUAAAAUAGAAAUCUGUCACAAUAAAAAGGAAAAUGCAGCUGUACAACAGAUGGGGAAAAAAUGGACAAAAAAGUCCUGGUUGACAAUAGGAACAUAUAAUGCAGCUCAUGUUACUGGUGGCAGUAAGUACUAUUGUUUUUCUAUGUUGAUGCUAUGACCAUUUAAACUAGAAAUACAUAUGUUGCCAAUGGCCAUCGCAAAACCCUGUGUGGCACUCAAGUUAAACCCUGCCAGGUGGGGAAAGAUACUAAAUGGGUUUGUGAGGGGUUUUUCAAGCUUUCCCCACACAGCAACCUCUUGUAAUAAUUAUUGUUUGUCAUGAGUUUAAUCUUUUGAUGGCGGAUAUGCAUUUACCUGCUCUGCGAUUUUAAGAAGAGCUUAGGGGCUCCUGGAUUUGGAUUUUAGUGGACGAGAUUCAGAUUCGCGGUAGUUUCUGUAUAUUUUUGUACAGUUUACAAUCCCCUUUUUUCUGGCCAAUUGAAGAUGGCAUUCGCUGCCAUCUUGGUUUCUUAUGGUGAGUGAAAUCUGGGGAGAGUACAAAAUGCCUCUAGGAACAGGUACUAGUACAAAGAUAGUGGCACAGGCAGACCAUCUGAACUGUUUGAAGCAAUGUAAUGUCAUGCACGAUAUGUGAUCUCAUGCAUUUACUGUAUUUUGUAACGUUAAUGCUCUCAGUGAUUGGAAGAAAUGUUUCAUAAAGCCCAGAAGUUUGCACCUUUUUUAUCCCAAAUGUUAAUAAAAUGUAUGAAAGAUGAAUAAAGAUAACUUACAUGUAACAUAUGUUUUUACUCUUGUUAGCCAAUUUGAUAUAUUUUAAAGAGGGGAUCCUUUGCUCAUAACUGUCAUUUGCAUGGAACUGUAUCCAACAUCCCUCACUCGCCCAACAAAAUUCCUGAUAACACUGUCUUUUUCUUUCCUUCUUUAUUUGUUGUUUCUAUUUUAUGUAUUGUUUAUUUUCUACUUUUUAUAUUUAUCAUUUUUUAUGAAAACUGUUUUAAUUUUUUCUAGUCUGAUAUGCUUCCUGUUCCGAGUUUUAUUGACAGCCCUGUUAGUAGCCAAAUGGGGUUUCACUGUACUUGUGUAUCCCUCUAAAAAGUUCUCACUUCUGGCAUGGCUUCUGGGUUCACCCAUGUUACACCCAUGUAGAUGAAUGAGCAGUUGAUUGGUUACUGAUCAUUUCCUGAUCACAGUUUCAAUUUCUCAUUACCACAGCUGACUGGUUAAUGAUAAAAUAUUUCAAGGGUGAACGAUACCACAGUCAUUGUAAAAAUGUAGAAAGAAUGGCAAUUGUGCUGGUGACUUGCGAUCCAGGCGAGCAAAAGGUAAGGCAACUUCCUUCAUGCACAGUGUAUCAUUCGUGAACUUAUGCAAAAGGAGGGUAGAGGAAAGAAGAUGGCAGACCCUGUGCUACAAGUGUGACAAACAAUAAUUGUUUAUUACCAUGUUUGAAUAAUUUUCUGCCAAAGUUUACCUUCCUUUAAACAUAUCUUUAUGUAAAAGAGUGGAACACAGAAUUGUGAAAUAAGAAUCAAGAGAAAACUCGCAAGUAAUAACCGUCGCAUUUGUCACACACUAAUGUUUUGCCAUCUUCAUCUUUGAGCUGUCCUGUUGCAUAAGCUCACUAUUAUAGCAAUAAAGAAGGCUACACAUUGUUGUCAGGCUAUAGCCUGUAGCAGUAUACUGUCUUAAUAUUUGCAUUUAUGACAAGAAUGGUGUCAAGAUGCUGGCAUAUUUUCCUAGUGUUUUUUUUAAAGUGUAUUUUUAUAGAAGUUGGUAUAUUGCAUUGAUGACAUCAGCCUAUAAAAAGGCAGAUAAGGGAAUGAGGUCAAUAUUCAGCCAUCUUGACCAAACAAGUUGGUUAAUAAAGGAUUUUUUAUGGCCAAACAAAAACUUUGCCUUUGGGGGCUGAAAGCUAGAAAUCCAAAGUGGGUGAGAUAGGGCCAUCUUGCACACUCAGGUAGGUAAUCAGAACACCAGAUUGUAUGAUUAUUUUAUUUUUCCCACUCAUAGUGCCAGCCUUAUACCAUAAAAUUCUGAAAAUAAGCCCCGUGGCUUAUAUUUUUCAAAGACCCUUUUGAGGGACUUAUUUUUGGAGGGGCUUAUCUACGGAGGGAAAUUUGUGUUUCAAAAUAGAUUGGGCUAGCCUUAUAGUUGGAAUUAAAUUUACUGUUUUUGCCUUGUUUCACUUUGUAUUUGAGGGCAAUUUUCAAAGUACAAGCCACUGGGGGGCUUAUAUUUGGACGGGCGAUUUAACAGAGGGUUUUUUGCGUUACCGGUUGGGGGUGCUUAUAUUUGGAAGGGCUUAUACAUGGAGGGGCUUACAAAUGUAUUUUCAGAAUUUUAUGGUAUUAAAUUUACCUACACGCAGAUGUUGAUACACCGUCUGUUAUUAUUUUCAUUGUUAUUAUUAUUAUUCUCAAUAUUAUUAUUAUUAUUGUUGUUGUUAUUUUAUUAUUAUUUUAUUAUUUUUUUGUUUUAUGUCAAGGCUACAAUUUACAUGCAGUUUUUUGCUAUGGAAAAAUGAAAUAUAUGCAUUGUGAAAGUUGUUAGCCUCAGAGAACAAGUCAUUGUCAGGGCUGUCAAUAAGGGCCGGUAGCCGGCCAAAACCACCUGCUAGUUAGUCAUCCUUAGCCCCCUACUUUCAUCUCGUUCUACCAUAACUGCUAACAAAAAGUAAGCACCAGUUUUGAAUAACAUUGAACACAUAAAAUUAUUUAAACAGAUUAGAUCUGUGGAACGUUUCACACCGUCCGAUGUCUUGGAACGCCUGGGACAUUUUGACGGCAGUGUUCCCAGUCUAGCAUUUGUUCUGACAAAACAACAUGGCAUUCGCUGUGGAAAAAACCUCUUGAAAACCCCUGGAAAUACCAUUUCUGAGACUCUGAUUUUCAAAAUGUCCCUAGAUGCCUCGGCCCCCAAGAACUUGUGCCUUUGGUGCGAGUUCCAAAGCCGCUUACUAUUCAUUAUUAGCCUGCUACUUAAAAACUUUUUGACAGCCCUGAUUGUAAGGGACAGUUUCUUCCUCUUAUGGCUUAAAUUACUAAAAUUGAAAUACACAAACCAGAAUGAAAGAAAAAAAUCAUGAUAAGAAAAUAAAAAUAUGGCUUAACCUCUCACUUCAAUGUAGUUUUGGUGUACAGUGUACAAAAGAAAUUUAUGUGCACCCAGGGCUUGGACUGGCAAUUUUUCAACCAUGGUAUAUGUUGAUCUAUUCUAAUGAUGCAUAUGUUAUUGCAUUUUGUUGAAUAAGAGUUAUUAACAUUCACUUUACAGGGGUCUGUCAAAAUUAUUGAGGAGUACAGGAACAGCACUAAAGAUAGUAAAGGCGAUUACGUCCCGUUGGAAUGUUAUUACCUAUUUGAACUUAACCAUGAUGCAGCUUGCUCAGUUAAGGACAAGGGUUUGAGUCCAGGUUCCAUUAUGUUGAUCAUGUGAGUUUUGUGCAAUUUUUCAAAAUUCUAUUCCAAGAGGCAAUUAAAUGCAUAGUGGUGUCAACAAUACUGGUGUCAAUAUAAAUAAUUGUUAUUGGUGGGUGAUUUUUGUAGGCCUUCCUUAUUUAGCCCAUGCUAUCUUGUCUGGAAAAAUUAACCCAGGAAUCGAGCCAAUCAAAAGUUUUAAAUACAGUGAAACCUCUAUUAGGCGGACAAUUUCAAUUAAGCGGACACCCUCUAUUAAGAGGACACUGAGCCAGGUCCCAAAAUUAACGUCUUAUAUUUCUCUUAAUAACGAACCCCUAUUCAGCGGACAACUCUAUUAAGCGGACACAGACACUAAAAUAAGUUGUAUUUGGCUAAUUUCUAUUGUUAAAAACCUCUACUUAGCGGACGCUGGACUGAAUUGACAAUUAUAGUAGUAUUGAAUUACGUUCUUGAAAUACAUACUGAAGUCAGUUAAUGUUUUGGAUUUACAAACAAAUUAAAGUUGGCACUGAAAGGUAAUGAACUUGAACUCUGGAUAGCUUCUUUAACAACAUGCAACUUUAUCACAGUACAGAGUAACUGUUGAAUGUUGAUCAUUAACAAACACUGCACAAUUUUUACAACCUCUAUUAAGCAGGCACCCUCUAUUAAGCGGACACUUGGGAAGGUCCCACAGGUGUCCACUUAAUAUAGGUUUCACUGUAAUAAUGAUAAUAAAAAAAAAUAAAAAUAAUGAUGAUGGUGAUGGUGAUGGUGAUGGUGAUGAUGAGCAGUAAUUUCAUAUACUAUUGAUAAACCUGUGUGUCCUCUUUUUCUAUAGACUGAUUGUUGUGGGAACAGUUUAUUUAUUGCUUGGCUUCUUGUACCAGAGAUACAUAGCUGGUGCGAAAGGUUUGGAGCAAAUUCCUAAUUAUGAUUUCUGGAGAGACUUUGGAAGUUUGCAGGCUGUAAGUUUUUUUAAAGUGUUUAUUAAUUUUUUACAACUGUGCUAAGAGAGAGUAACAAUAAAUUUACUUGGAAUCUGUCAACAGGUAGUUGAAAUGUCAAUCACUUUCACCAAUGGACCUUUUUAUAGGACAAUGCUCACCUAGAUGUUCAUGACACAACUCAUGGCCUCUAACCACUGAGAACAUACAAUGCAUGUAUGUUACGCGGGUAGUCUUUUAGAGGACGGGUAGCUUGCAAACCAAACUGAACGCAGGGUUGUCGGAACAGCAACAAGAAGAUUUAUUCCAAAAAUGAACGUAGUUUCCACGAAGUAAAACUCUACAACAGCAUGUAACUUAAUAAACUUACACGGCCUCCGCCAACUUGAAUUAACUUGAUAAACUUACACAGCCUCAGNUAAUAUAGGUUUCACUGUAAUAAUGACAAUAAAAAAAAAUAAAAAUAAUGAUGAUGGUGAUGGUGAUGGUGAUGAUGAGCAGUAAUUUCAUAUACUAUUGAUAAACCUGUGUGUCCUCUUUUUCUAUAGACUGAUUGUUGUGGGAACAGUUUAUUUAUUGCUUGGCUUCUUGUACCAGAGAUACAUAGCUGGUGCGAAAGGUUUGGAGCAAAUUCCUAAUUAUGAUUUCUGGAGAGACUUUGGAAGUUUGCAGGCUGUAAGUUUUUUUAAAGUGUUUAUUAUUUUUUUACAACUGUGCUAAGAGAGAGUAACAAUAAAUUUACUUGGAAUCUGUCAACAGGUAGUUGAAAUGUCAAUCACUUUCACCAAUGGACCUUUUUAUAGGACAAUGCUCACCUAGAUGUUCAUGACACAACUCAUGGCCUCUAACCACUGAGAACAUACAAUGCAUGUAUGUUACGCGGGUAGUCUUUUAGAGGACGGGUAGCUUGCAAACCAAACUGAACGCAGGGUUGUCGGAACAGCAACAAGAAGAUUUAUUCCAAAAAUGAACGUAGUUUCCACGAAGUAAAACUCUACAACAGCACGUAACUCAAUAAACUUACACGGCCUCCGCCAACUUGAAUUAACUUGAUAAACUUACACAGCCUCAGCCAACUUGAAUAAACACUGCCUUCGUCACACUUGACUAAACACAACUAACGUCAAACUCUCUUCGCUUGUGAAAACUAGUUAAAACUUAACUCGGACUCGCCUACUUAAAUACUUUCACAAUAACAUUCCAGAACUUUCUAAAUAGUAUAAUUAUAGAAAGAUUACUAAAAUAUACCGCUUUUAGAAUGCUUACAAUAGAUCCUAAAAUAAACAAACUAUGAACUCUUGCGAAGCUUCUAGAAAGUCACGCUAGUCACGCAAUACAAUUUUUCGUAACAACGUAUUAUCUUUUUAUUUCAAUCAAAAUUAUUUUCUUUUUUGUAGGAUGGGUGUAACUUUAUGUGCCGAUGUUCAGAGGCACGUCCAACAAGAUACAAAGUGAGUAAACAAAAAACUCGGCUACAUGUACAUGUAUCAGUAAACAAACUUUAUGUGUUGGAAUAGAAAAAGAUUUUGUAGUUGUAAUAAAUUGUGCAUCUUAAAACUUCCCCGCCUUUUUCACAAUAGCCUUUUCACAGGCUAUUUUCAGAAACGUUACUAAGCCCCGGGGCUUGUAUUUUUCAAAGGCCCUUUUUGAGGAGCUAAUUUUCGGAGGGGCUUAUAUUCGGAGGGGUUUAUCUACUGUAUGGAGGGAAAUUUGCAUUUCAAAAUCGAUUGGGCUAGCCUUAUAGUUGGAAGUAAAUUUACUGUUUUUGCUUUGUUUUACUUUGUAUUUGAGGGCAUUUUUCCAAGUACAAGCCCCCAGAGGGUUUAUAUUUGGAAGGGCGAUUUAACGGAGGGUUUUUUGUGUUACUGGUUUGGGGGGCUUAUACAAGGAAGGGCUUAUUUUCAGAAUUUUAUUGUAUUUUACUUGCUCUUCUCUCCCCAUGGAGGAUGAAGGACCACUCAGAGUCUUUGAAUCAAAAUAAGAAGUGUUAAUGUGUUAUGUAGGCGGGGGCACAAAAAUUAAUCAGAAAUCUAAAUCAAGGAAGGGAUGAAUGGGUUAACUCUUUGGGUAUGGGUGCUUUCAGUGGGGAUGAUCUGUAUUGGGGCUUAUGAUCCAAGGGAAUUCACACCAAGGUGCUUAAAAGCAAUCGCAAAAUCCCACCCUAACAAGGAUUCAUCAGUUCCUCAGUCCAUGCUAGCAGAGUCUUUAUUUCACUUGCCCAAUCUUGGCUUACUCAAGAAAGACUCAGGUGAAUCAAGUUAGAUCUUUGUUAAGCGUACCUGGAACAUUGCUGGAUAUACGUGUGGAAGAAGAAACCUUUAUUUCAGUUUUUGUUAAAGCGCAGGUGGCCCAAGCUCAGUAUGAGAGUUUAAUAAAUUAAUAUGUGUGGUUUCAUAUUGCGUAAUCCUUAAAAAUGGUGUGAAAAUAAAAGAAUUUGUAUGGGAAUUCAGGUAAAAGUUUCAAGGAGAUAAAUACUCUCAAUAAAAUACACCUGACCUUAUUUACUUUACUUGUUUUUGCUUGCUGUGUGGUUAUUUAAAGGAAAUAGCUUAAAUCGCAAUGGAUUGGGAAAAUAACCACACAAUAAGCAAAAACAAGUAUAGUAAAUAAGGUAAGGUGUAUUUUAUUGAAAAUUCUAGCAAGUAUUUAUCUUCUUGAAUCUUUUACCUGAAUAAUUCCCAUACAAAUCCUCUAUGUUCACGCCAUUUUUAAGGAUUAUGCAAUAUGAAAUCACAUGUAAUAAUUUAUUAAACUCUCAUACUGAACUUGGGUCGCCUCUGGUUCGCUUGGGCCGCCUGUUGAUCAAGUAAAAUAGUUUUGACUCCAGGCCUAAUAGCUGUGCACUUGCUACAUACGGCGGGCUCAGUUAUAACCACAAACGGAUGCCGACACUCGAAAAAAACAGUUUGACAAGAGUAGAUGUUUCACAGGGUUUGCACAGUUUUGAAAAGUCCUUGAAUUUUAGGAGAAGUCCUUGAAAAGUCGUUGAAUUCCAUUUUUCCUUGAAAAGUCCUUGAAUUUUCUUCAACUUUGAAUUUUAUAGUGGCCUGGAAGGAAUUUUUUGAUGCUGUCCAAGACAGAAUAUAAAUCAUAGCUCAGUGAAUUUAAAGGUUUAUUACGUAAAGUGCUCUAUAUUUUAUGCAAUGAUUAGCUAUCAGUUUAAGACAAGUGAACUGAAAAAUGUAGAGAAGUUGGUGAAGCAAAGGAAUGUACGUUUUUGUACAGGAAUGUGCAUUUGUGAAAUUUGUGAAAUUAUAUUCCUAGUCUACAGGUGGUCCUUGAAAAGUCCUUGAAAAAUGGUUGCAAUGUUUUGUAUGAACCCUGUUACACACUCCAAAUGCAUAAGCUGUAAACUACCUUUAUUGCAAGUACAUACAGUUGUAUGUACAACCUGCAUACUGUACCAUUAGUAGAUUACUUCAGCCACAAACACAUGGUUUGUCCUUGCUCUUCCCGGCAUUCCUUACGGUAGGUCUUUCCAGCUUCUGCUCGGCAACUUUUUAGCAACUUUUAGGAUUUUGAGCAACUUUUUUGUCAGAGAGCAACUUCUAGCAACUUUUCGGAAAACUUGCACUUUUUUGGUAACUUUUGGACUAUUUUGAACCAAAAUGCUGAGUAACCCCCCUUUUUUAAAUAAACAAGUUAAAAUUCACUUGGUUAAAUUUCUAAACACCUUUCUACUAAAACUUUUUUUUUGUAAUUUUUUAAAUUUUUUUAAAUUUUUUUUUAUUAAAAAAAAUUCGUUGCCCCGGGCGAGCAUGGUUUCUCCUUCUUCCAAGUGAAAAUGUUCACUGGAAGUGUAAGUGUGCUGCUCACUAGUACAUCAUUAAAAAUUAAAAAUUAAAAAAUAAAAAUAAAAUAAAAUUAGACAUGCUGUCUUAAAAAUAUUCGAGCAACUUUACAAAAUUUUUGAGCAACUUUUUUAAUUUUGAGCAGCUUUUCAGCAACUUUUUGGCUUAUUUCUGAGCUACUUUUUAGCUUUUUUGGACCAGAAUCUGGAAAGGCCUACCUUGCGGUAUAGACAUACUCGCGUCAUGCAUCACUCCACUCACACGCGUGUCACCCACUCUAUAUAGACAAGAUUGACUAGUCCCGAAGUUCGGGCUGCGGCGACCUCAAAGGUUUGACGUGGUUCAGGCAAAGCCUCUUUCUCUCCUCCUCACUCAAGAAAACAAAAGGAAGCUCGCAGGCUGUCGGUUCCUUUGAUGCACCAUGAUCUGUUUGACCUUGGAUCUUAAAUCUUGAUCUGGAUCAUCCUGAGGAAAUGUAUAGCCCUAUGGUUUGUUUCGCAUCACAGUGGCUGAUAACUUAUAAACAUGUUUCUCUUUCUUUCAUGUUAGACAAUGGACGAUGCUUUAGCUGAUGAUGACAGAGAUGAUACCUUGCUGCCUAUGUAG
Messenger RNA from Porites evermanni, 13061 nucleotides. The record is from the annotation of a GenBank genome assembly. NCBI's taxonomy places the organism in Eukaryota, Metazoa, Cnidaria, Anthozoa, Scleractinia, Poritidae.